Molecule: messenger RNA, 894 nt
Organism: Limanda limanda (common dab)
Lineage: Eukaryota; Metazoa; Chordata; Actinopteri; Pleuronectiformes; Pleuronectidae
Gene: sox3
Product: SRY-box transcription factor 3
Exons: 1
Coding region: 1-894 (297 amino acids)
Biological process (GO): cell differentiation; regulation of DNA-templated transcription; anatomical structure morphogenesis
Molecular function (GO): RNA polymerase II cis-regulatory region sequence-specific DNA binding; DNA-binding transcription factor activity, RNA polymerase II-specific
Source: RefSeq, a predicted model, not a curated record
AUGUACAACAUGAUGGAAACCGAGAUCAAGAGCCCUCUCCCGCAGUCCGGCUCGGCACAGGGCGCAAAGAACAACAGUGCCAGCGACCAGGAGCGGGUGAAGCGGCCCAUGAACGCCUUCAUGGUGUGGUCCCGGGGCCAGCGCAGGAAGAUGGCCCAGGAGAACCCCAAGAUGCACAACUCCGAAAUCAGCAAGCGACUCGGCGCCGACUGGAAACUUCUGACCGACGCUGAGAAGAGGCCGUUCAUCGACGAGGCCAAGCGGCUCCGCGCCAUGCACAUGAAGGAGCAUCCGGAUUACAAAUACCGUCCCCGCAGGAAGACCAAGACCCUGCUGAAGAAAGACAAGUACUCUUUGCCCGGGGGUCUGCUGCCACCGGGGGCCAACGUGGUCAACAACGCGGUGGUGGGCCAGAGGAUGGACGGCUACGCGCACAUGAACGGCUGGACGAACAGCGCGUACUCCCUGAUGCAGGACCAGCUGUCCUACCCGCAGCACCACAGCAUGAACAGCCCGCAGAUCCAGCAGAUGCACCGGUACGAGAUGGCCGGGCUCCAGUACCCGAUGAUGUCCUCGGCGCAGUCCUACAUGAACGCGGCCUCCACGUACGGCAUGUCCCCGGCGUACACGCAGCAAUCCGGCAACAUGGGCCUGAGCUCCAUGGCGUCCGUGUGCAAGACCGAGCCCAGCUCCCCUCCGCCGGCCAUCACGUCCCACUCCCAGCGGGCCUGCUUGGGGGACCUGAGGGACAUGAUCAGCAUGUACCUGCCGCCGGGCGGGGACAGCUCUGCGGAGCACUCCUCCCUCCAGAGCAGCCGGUUACACAGCGUGCACCCGCACUACCAGAGCGCGGGCACCGGCGUCAACGGGACGCUACCUCUCACCCACAUCUGA